Messenger RNA from Brachypodium distachyon (stiff brome), 1648 nucleotides. RefSeq names its product polyadenylate-binding protein RBP47. Lineage: Eukaryota; Viridiplantae; Streptophyta; Magnoliopsida; Poales; Poaceae. The coding region runs from base 92 to 1378 and encodes 428 amino acids. Gene Ontology annotation, cellular component: cytosol. The transcript has 6 exons. Gene Ontology annotation, molecular function: mRNA binding. The record is from RefSeq and is a predicted model, not a curated record.
CCACGCUCCCUCUCUUUGCGCCCUCCAUACCUCGCGAGCCACCCCCCAAGGCGACCCUCUCCUCCUCGGCGGCGGCGGCGGCGCAGCGGUGAUGCAGAUGGCAGCGACCACAACCGACUCUCAGGUGGCCGUGCCGCCUCACCACCCGCACUCUCACCCCCAUCCCCACCCCCACCCUCCUCCGCAACACGCGCACCCGCACCACCACAUGCCGCAGCCCCGGUGGGUCGUCCUCCCCUACCCGCCUCCGCCGCCGACCAUGGUGGCUGCACCUCCCCCGCCUCCGCCGCAGUUUGCCAAGCACUAUGCACCGGGGCCGCCUCCACCCCCCGCCGCGGCCGGGCGACGCACGCCGACCCCACCCGCGGCCGGAUCCGGCGGGAACGCUUGCGAGGAGAAUAAGACGAUCUGGGUCGGCGACCUCCAGUACUGGAUGGACGAGAACUACCUCCACAGCUGCUUCGGUCCAAGCGGAGAGGUGGUAACAAUAAAAGUUAUCCGCAAUAGGCAAACUGGACAAACAGAGGGAUAUGGUUUUGUAGAAUUCUAUUCCCAUGCAUCAGCAGAUAAAGCACUUCAGAAUUUUACUGGUCAUGCGAUGCCUAACACUGAUCGACCGUUUAAAUUAAACUGGGCAUCCUAUAGCAUGGGCGAAAAGCGAUCUGAAGUUGUCUCGGACCACUCAAUAUUUGUUGGUGAUUUAGCUGCUGAUGUUACCGAUGAAAUGUUGAUGGAGCUUUUUGCUAGCAAGUACCGCUCCGUGAAAGGAGCUAAAGUUAUUAUUGAUGCAAACACAGGCCGUUCUAGGGGUUAUGGCUUUGUUAGGUUUGGAGAGGAUAGUGAUAAAUCUCGUGCAAUGACAGAAAUGAAUGGUGUGUAUUGCUCUACUAGGCCAAUUCGUAUAGGACCUGCAACACCUAGAAGAACCGCUGGUGAUUCUGGCUCCUCAACACCUGGACAUUCAGAUGGUGAUUCUACUAACAGAACGGUUUAUGUUGGUGGGCUCGACCCUAAUGUUAGUGAAGAUGAGCUCAGGAAAUCAUUUGCCAAAUAUGGCGAUGUUGCCUCUGUAAAAAUUCCUCAAGGGAAGCAGUGUGGCUUUGUUCAAUAUGUCAACAGAACUGAUGCGGAAGAAGCACUACAGGGAUUGAAUGGAUCAGUCAUUGGAAAGCAGGCAGUUCGCCUUUCAUGGGGCCGCAGCCCAUCACAUAAACAGCCAAGGGGUGAUUCUGGUAACCGAAGGAACAACAUGUACUACGGGACCCCAUUCUAUGGCGGCUACGGCUACGCCUCCCCUGUCCCGCACCCCAACAUGUACGCUGCUGCUGCUGCUUAUGGAGCCUACCCUUUCUAUGGCAAUCAGCAGCUAGUGAGCUAGAGAGCUCCGUUCGCUCCUUUCCCUCCGAUGGGAAACAAGGUUUUGAUCUGAUGAGAGAGGAUAGCAGUAUCAGAAGAGGUGUUAUAGAUCGUCCUAAAAGUGGGGUGAGACAGGUGAAAAAUGAGAUGGUGUCUGUACUCUGUAGUGUCUGUUGUGUAUGUGUUGCAAGAACUAGAACUCUAGGCUUGUGGACACCGAGAGUCAUGUGUGAUUCUUUCAAGAAAUUUUGACUUGGUAAUAAGUUUAAAACCUAUGUUGUUUGCGCUCCCA